Molecule: messenger RNA, 1734 nt
Organism: Moesziomyces antarcticus
Lineage: Eukaryota; Fungi; Basidiomycota; Ustilaginomycetes; Ustilaginales; Ustilaginaceae
Product: sugar transporter STL1
Exons: 1
Coding region: 1-1734 (577 amino acids)
Biological process (GO): carbohydrate transport; transmembrane transport
Cellular component (GO): membrane
Molecular function (GO): carbohydrate:proton symporter activity
Source: RefSeq, a predicted model, not a curated record
AUGGGUUUGAUGGGCUUGAAAGAAGGAAGGCCGGAGACCAACAUGGUCCCGACCUUCCUGGGCAUGCGCGGCAUCAAGCUCAACUGGGCCAUCGGCUUUGCCGCUUCAGCCGGUUUCCUUCUCUUCGGUUACGACCAGGGUGUGCUGGGUUCGCUCUACACGCUUCCGUCGUGGAACGCUCAGUUCCCCGAGAUUAACACGGCGGCCGUCGGCGAGAGCGCCACCUCGACCGCUGCUGUGCUCCAGGGUCUCGUGACCGGUGUUUACGAGCUCGGCUGCUUUGCCGGCGCCAUCUCGAUGCUUUACCUUGGUAACCUGCUCGGCCGAAGGGCCAACAUUUGGAUCGGAUCCAUCAUCAUGGCCAUCGGCACUGUUGGCUGCACUGCUUCGUACAGCCUUGCUCAGCUUUUCGUCUUCCGUGUCAUUCUCGGCAUCGGCAACGGUAUGCACACUGCCACGAUCCCCGUGUGGCAGAGUGAGUGCUCGCCUCCCCAUAAGCGAGGCAUGCUGAUUAUGGUCGAAGGUGCCAUGAUCACCGGUGGUAUCGCCAUGGCCUACUGGAUCGACUUUGGCUGCUUCUUCCUCGACCCCAGCUCGGCCGCGUGGCGCCUGCCCAUCGCGCUCCAGCUCAUCCUCAUCUUCCCCACCUUUGUCACCAUCUUCCUGCCCGAGUCGCCCCGUUGGCUCAUGCUCAAGGGCCGCGAGGACGAUGCGCGCUACGUCGUGGCUGCCCUCGACGAUGUUCCCAUCGAUGACCCCAUCGUCUCGAAGAAGCUGCACGAAAUCUCGGCCUCGCUCGUCGCCGCUAAGACGACCAAGAUCUCAGACCUCUUCACCAACGGCCCCGAGCGCAACUUCCACCGCACCGUCCUUGGCUUCAUGUCGCAGAUGUUCCAGCAGAUCUCCGGUAUCAACCUCAUCACAUACUACAUCGGAAAGACGCUCCAGGAGCAGCUUGGCUUCUCGGACCUCAACUCGCGCAUCCUCGCAGCCGCCAACGGUACCGAGUACUUUAUCGCCUCGUGGGCCGCCGUCUUCUUUAUCGAAAAGAUGGGCCGUCGCCCACUCAUGCUCGGUGGUGCCGCCGGUCAGUGUAUCUGCAUGAUCGUCCUCGCCAUCAUGGAUGUUCCCAGCGUCAAGUACUUCUCGACAAACGGUGUUCCGGACCCUGAUCGCAGCAGGACCGCCCCUGGUGUCGUCUCGGUCGUGUUCUUCUUCCUCUUCAACACGUCUUUCGCCUGGGGAUGGCUCGGCAUGACGUGGCUCUACCCCGCCGAGAUCACCCCGCUCGCGAUCCGCGCGCAGGCCAACGGUAUCUCUACUUCAGCGAACUGGUUGUUCAACUUUAUGGUGGUCAUGGUGACGCCCGUAAUGUUCGACACUAUUUUUUAUAAAACGUACGUCACCUUCGCUGUCCUCAACUUCGUCAUUCUCGUCGUUACGUACUUCAUCUUCCCCGAAACCGCCGGCCGAUCGCUCGAGGAGAUGUCGACGAUCUUUGCGCACUCGAGCAAGAUCAACCCGUACGAUGUGGUGCGCAAGGAGAAGGUCACGCCCCGCCGCUACGACAAGCAGGGCAACCUCAUCAACGACGACCUCGACAUUGUGGGCGACUAUGGCUCGAACGAUGUGGAGAAGGGUGCCAAGACGGGCGACCACACCAACCUGCAGACCGAGGACGCUACGGCCACGCCCACUUCCGAGGGCAACACAUCGGGCGAGCACAGCCGCUGA